Gymnodraco acuticeps is the source of this 1082-nucleotide messenger RNA. RefSeq names its product nucleolin. The transcript has 7 exons. NCBI's taxonomy places the organism in Eukaryota, Metazoa, Chordata, Actinopteri, Perciformes, Bathydraconidae. The coding region runs from base 110 to 922 and encodes 270 amino acids. The record is from RefSeq and is a predicted model, not a curated record.
CCUGUGCUCAGCUGUCAGACCGUUCAGAGUGUGACUCUGCUGCCAUUUCUGCCGAGGAACAACAAGCUCUGUGACAAAGGCUCCCUGAAGCUGCCUGGAGGGACCCCAAAUGUCGAGGCGAGGGAUGGAAGAAAGCUAUGAGACAUUUGAAGAGGAGUUAGGGCCAUCAACAGCAGAUCCUCCUCCACAGAAGCCUGUUCGACAGAUCCGCAGACCAGAAAUGUACGCUCCGAGGAAAAUCAGAGAGGAAAUGGCUCCAUUUCCACAACAACCAAGAUCAGAACCCAAGAUUUUACCGAGGGAACCCAGCGUCCCCAGAACAACAUCUUUGCACAAACCCUUGUCCGUCCAAAACGUGACUCAUAUUGAAGCCCCCUGGGAGAAUGUCACCCUCAACCGCUGUCUGUUUGUGGUCAUUUCCAUCCUGGUGUUCACCUCCGGCUUUCAUAGGCUUCAUGAAACUCUGCGUGGUAAGAGGACAGCAGAGGAGGAAGAGGAAGAAGUUGGUGUGAUAGUGAGACGUUCAGGCUCAUUACGACAUAGAGGACAGCCACCCGAGCCGGAGACAACUCUUUGGGAAGUCAUGUUUUGGUGGCUGCCAGACCUAGACGAUGAAGAGGAUGAGGAGGAAGAUGAAGACGAUGAUGGACUUGUCAAAAAAGGAAAGUCAAAGAAAGGAGCAGGUCUUAGAAACAAGCCACUGCCAGACAAAAAACUCAUGAAGCCAAAAGAAGGGAAAUUAAAGGACAGGAGAGCUAAGAAAGCCAGGGUCGAAGAAAUCAAAGACAUGAAGACAAUAGAUAAAAAGGAGGAACCUGAAAAAACAGCAGAUGAGGAAGAUGAGGAGGAAGAAAAUGAGGAGGUAAAGCCUGAGAAGACUAAAAAGCUGCAGGAAAAGAAGAAAAAGACUCAAAAGGGAUGAGUUCAAUGUUUCUACUGUUCCAAUUUCCUCUUUUAAAUACAGUUGCAAGAAAAAGUAUGUGAACCUUUUGGAAUGACCUGGAUUUCUGCAUAAGUUGGUCAUAAAAUGUGUUCUGAUCUUCAUUUAAGUCACAACAAUAGACAAACACAGUCUGCUUAAA